CUUUCCCUUCUAUUUUCUUGGUGAAUUUUUCUGGAGCAAGAUAGAUGGGAGAUCUUUCAGCAUCAGAAUUACUAGGAAAAUUCUUCAGGCAAGUCUACCCGAUUUAAUAUCACAUUCUGGUAAUCUAACUUUAGUAGUUAGGCUUCCCUGACUUGAGAGCCAUAUUGUAAAACCAUUCAUAAAGAGUUUAGGCUCUUGUGUUGGGUAUUUUGUUUAUUUAAAAAGUAAAGUAAAAGGGAGGAAUAGAAGACUCUUUAAAAAAUUCUUGUUCAGCCCCCGUAUGCGAAUCAGUGCAGUAGAGCGGAUAUAAACAAGACAAGAAGAGCUUCAAAUUAAGGUUUGCAGUCCUAGGAACAGUUCUCCAGUUCUGUGGAAUUGGGUGGCACGUGGCGGGAUCAGCCACCGUGCAGGAUGGACACCUUGAAACGGAGUCGAGCACAAGCCUGGCCGGAGGAGACGGGGGACAGGGAGCACGGACUCUAUAGUUUGCACCGCAUGUUUGAUAUUGUGGGCACUCACCUGACCCACCGGGACGUACGUGUGUUGUCCUUUCUCUUUGUGGAUGUGAUUGAUGACUAUGAGAGGGGGAUGAUCCGCAGCGGCCGGGACUUCCUGUUGGCCCUAGAAAGGCAGGGCCGCUGUGAUGAGACCAACUUCCGCCAGGUGCUGCAGCUACUGAGGAUUAUCACGCGCCAUGACCUCUUGCCCUAUGUCACACUGAAGAGGAGAAGGGCUGUGUGUCCAGACCUUGUAGACAAGUACUUGGAAGAGACAUCCAUUCGUUACGUGAUGCCCCGAGCUCACAGCGACACAGAACAUGGUCUCGCCCACCCCCACAAAUCAGUGCCUCCGCAUCACCCUGUGGUCUGCCGCUCCUCUGCUGGCCCUCAGAUAUGUUCCAAGAGGCCUGGCCGUGGGAGAGCCCUGCUCAGCAGCCAGCAUAAGAGGAGGAAGUCAAUGACGCCGGAUCCUAAAGAGAAACAGACUUGUGAUAUCCGCCUGCGAGUCCGAGCCGAGUACUGCCAGCACGAGACGGCACUCCAGGGCAACGUCUUCUCCAACAAGCAGGACCCCCUGGAGCGGCAGUUUGAGCGCUUCAACCAGGCCAACACCAUCUUAAAAUCCCGGGACCUGGGCUCUAUCAUCUGUGACAUAAAAUUCUCAGAGCUCACCUACCUCGACGCCUUCUGGCGCGACUACAUAAACGGCUCUUUGCUGGAGGCCCUCAAGGGCGUCUUCAUCACGGACUCGCUCAAGCAAGCCGUGGGCCACGAGGCCAUCAAGCUGCUGGUCAAUGUGGACGAGGAGGAUUACGAGGUCGGGCGCCAGAAACUCCUGCGGAACUUGAUGCUGCACACGGCCCCUUGACCUUCCCUGGGCUCGGCCUUGGCUGUUCUUUCAGAGCCAAUUGUUUCAUUUUUUUUAAAGGAAAAAAAUCAUUUAAAAAACCCACUGACCCUCCGCCUCCCUCAGCAGACUCCUGCAAAGUGCUGUGUAACUGUAGGGCUGGUCUGAGCAGGAGGAGGGCUGUGCUACCACUUAGCCAGCUCUCUGGUGGCCCCAGCCUAGCUGAGAGUCCACAAUACCUAGAGCAGUCCAGAGAGCGACUCCCGCUUUGCCCGGGAGCUUGGCCGGAGGAAGAGCUGCCGACAGGAGUGCUGGGUGCUUCCGUGUUCUGUCCUGUCCCCCUCCACUCCAUUUUCUCUUGUGCUGGUUUUUCUUUUAUACGGUCUGAUUUUCUAAAAAAGUGCAAAACUGUCUUGGGGCACUGGGGCCCUGCCCGUGUGCAGGAGGGACAUGGGGCGGUGGGACUCCUGAUUAUUCACUUUAAUAAAAAUGAUCGAGUGCAGUGGGAGCUGGUGUGUGUGGAAUGAACAGCAAACGGGGUGCGGGGCAGCCUCCUUUUUUACCCCAAACCCACCCUGUGGCACUGGCCUUCCGUUAGUGGGAGCCUGUUUCCACCAGUCCACUUGGGUGGUUCUCAGCUGGGCACCUUGCAGGUGUCCCCUUUAGCCAGUUUGGAACCCUCUCCAGCGUGGGAUGCUGGGAGGGAUGGGGCACUGUGUGCCCCCCAUGCGCUGGCUGCCAGGUCAGAUGUGUGAUGGAGAGAUUCACUCAGGCUGGUUGUAAUCUAAACAGCUGCCGAAGGAGUUUGUGAGGGUGGGGACAGAACUGACAGGCUGAGCGAAGGUGAUCGCUGUCCCAGCCCCUGGCGCGGCUCUGUGGCAUCAUCUGCACUAGGCCUGGGAGGAGGAAGGGGGCUUGUUUCAGAAGUAACAUUUGCACCAGCGUAGCCUGUGCUGUUAAUCUGCCUCCAGAGGCGGGAGCUAAGUGUUCCCUUCGCUCAGUGCCCAGCCUGCAUGCCUGUUACCCCAUCUCUGCCAAGCCAGCAUCUGCCUCUGACACCAGAGGGAGACCUGAGCAAGGGCCUGCCUACCCUGCUGCUGUCUGGUACAUGGAGCUGCUCCAUGGCUGCUUCCCCCCUCCCAUGAGAUGCUUGCGGGCCCACCUAGGGAUGUGCAUUCCCACUCCCUUUGCCUGGAGGGUGGGGAACAUGUGGGGGCAGGACUGGGCUUUUGGGGUGUUCAGGGGCCUUGUCCCAGCCUAUGGGUGGGGAUGGUGAGAACCCCGCACUGGCCCAAGUCACAGAUGGUGUCCCAAAGUCUCUCCCCCUCUUGCUACUGGGCCCAGCAGCAGUGGGGCUGGUGGGGCCCUGGGGCUGUCGCAGGGAGGGGUGCAUUAGCACAGGCUGUAGAGUAAGGCUUUGGCACAGGGUCUGCUCCCAAGUGGGAGGAUGGUGGCUCCUGUUUGAUCCGGCCCCACAGUGGAAGGUUUAUGAUUUGAAUUUGUUCCCUGCUUGGUUUGACAGGCUCCAGCUGGGAACCUAGAGGUGGGGGAUAAAAUCCAAUCAGGGCUGUGCUGGCUGGUCAGCUCCUUGGCACCGGGCCUAGGCUGUCUUGCCAGCAAGGGAUGUCCCAGGAGGAAGGAUCUGCUGCCAGAAGGUGCAGGCAGGAGGCCGUGCGCGGCAUUAGGCCCAGUCUAGUUACAACCACAGCUUGCUGGCCCCAGAGCCAUCGUUCUUCCUCUGCACAGCGCCUAGCGCCUCAGCUCCACUCACUUAGUCUCAGAGCAUCUCCCCCCAUCACAUGCGGGACACCGGAGGCCACUGAGCUGGCUGGGGGUGGUCACUAGCUUAGCUGCACAUUGUAAAGGUGGGGAUAACUGGUUAUGUCUUACAUUUGUUACUCCCUCCCCUCCUGCUGAGCCCAGAACUUGGAGCCAGACAGACCUAGCCAGUCACAUGCCCACUUGGUAACACCAUCUCCCGGGCCUCUUGGAUCCAGUGGGCCUGGGGCCAGACUUGGCACCUGGCGGUUGAGUGGAUUUAGCACCGGUCAUUGAGUAACGAUCUUCUAGGAGCAAUGCUUACAGUGUGAUUGGUAAACUCCCUCCCUCCUCUGGGUUUUUUUUCCUUGUUACUUAAGCACCCAAAGAUUUAGGAGCCUCGUCCAGUGCAGCUCCAUUUACUUUUCUGUUGAGUUAUGGAGGGAACAAAUGGGUCUGAGGGUUAAUUUUCUGGAGUUGAUUUUUUCCCCCACCCUGCCACAUUGCUGCUGAGCUGCAAGAUACCACCCAUGUAUGCCCUGCCUCAGCCAACUGCAGGCCUCCAGGGCCCCAGCAGAGGGGCUCAGACCCAGAUGCUCAGAGGUAGGUUGUUGCCGACUCCCCAGGGGAGAGAGGCACCCCUGUACUUUUGAGGGUCUGUGCCUUGACAGACCGUUGGAAGCCCACUCACUGUGUGUGGGUAAAGGGAUGUAGGUGACAGAGCGGUGCCUCCCUGCACGGGCAUGGCACGUUGUGCUUGCCAAGCCCCAUCUAGUGAUGUCGGCAUGUGACAGCCACAUGGGCUGCAAACCUCAUGCCUCGGUGGGACUGUUUGGUGUGCGUGUUUGAUGCAUUUUUCUAUCCACAGGCUGUUGCAGUUGAGUGCGUAGACUCUUCCCACACACACUUCCCCUAUUGUUUAAGACAAUUCUGGCACAAACUGUGUAAUUUCUGUGACUCUUCUGUAUUUUUUAAAUUUCCAAUAUACGUCAUAAUCCCCAUGUAGCUUUCAGUUUUCUUGAAAUAAACAUCUACUGCAUCG
Molecule: messenger RNA, 4147 nt
Organism: Pelodiscus sinensis (Chinese soft-shelled turtle)
Lineage: Eukaryota; Metazoa; Chordata; Testudines; Trionychidae
Gene: DEDD
Product: death effector domain containing
Biological process (GO): apoptotic process; extrinsic apoptotic signaling pathway via death domain receptors; regulation of apoptotic process
Cellular component (GO): nucleolus
Molecular function (GO): DNA binding; protein binding
Source: RefSeq, a predicted model, not a curated record